This is a messenger RNA of Capsella rubella, 981 nucleotides long. RefSeq names its product caffeoylshikimate esterase. Bases 1 to 981 code for a protein of 326 amino acids. The transcript is spliced from 8 exons. Gene Ontology annotation, molecular function: lipase activity. The record is from RefSeq and is a predicted model, not a curated record. Gene Ontology annotation, cellular component: membrane. Lineage: Eukaryota; Viridiplantae; Streptophyta; Magnoliopsida; Brassicales; Brassicaceae.
AUGGAAAUGUCAAAACAGUUUGUAGCUUCACAUAACACUGAAGACGCUCAUAUUGAUGGACAAGUCGGAUAUAGCGAGGAAUUCAUCGAGAAUUCACGGGGAAUGCAACUCUUAACAUGCAAGUGGUUUCCAGUGAAUCAAGAACCAAGAGCUCUCAUCUUCUUUUGCCAUGGCUAUGCAAUUGAUUGCAGCACCACCUUUAAAGAUAUUGCACCUAGCUUUGUAAAAGAAGGUUUUGCUGUGUAUGGAAUUGAAUAUGAAGGACAUGGAAGAUCAGGCGGCCUCUCUGUCUACAUUGAUAACUUCGAUCUUCUCAUCGAUGAUGUCUCUUCACAUUUCUCCAAAAUAUCUGAGAUGGGAGAUAACACAAAGAAGAAGAAGUUUUUGAUGGGAGAAUCGAUGGGAGGAGCCGUAGUUCUUCUCUUGCACCGCAAGAAACCCGAGUUUUGGGAUGGAGGUAUCCUUAUUGCUCCCAUGUGUAAGAUUGCUGAGGAGAUGAAACCAUCAAGAAUGGUUAUAUCUAUGAUUAAUAUGGUCACAAAUCUGAUCCCAUCAUGGAAAUCGAUAGUUCCAGGACCCGACAUCAUCAAUAACGCUUUUAAACUGCCUGAAAAGAGACAAGAGAUAAUAGCGAAUCCAAAUUGCUACAGUGGCAGACCUCGUAUGAAGACAAUGAGCGAGCUUUAUAGAGUCAGUCUCGAUCUAGAGAAUCGGUUGAACGAGGUGACAAUGCCGUUCAUAGUCUUGCAUGGAGAAGAUGACAAAGUGACGGAUAAAGGAGUGAGCAAACUGCUCUAUGAGGUAGCUUCCUCUAAUGACAAGACCCUGAAGUUGUAUCCAGAUAUGUGGCAUAGCCUUCUUUUCGGGGAGCCUCCAGAGAAUGCUGAGAUUGUCUUCAAUGACAUCAUCCAAUGGAUGCAGACAAGAAUCACUACUCUUAAUGUCAAGGCUAAUAAUAAUGAAGCAAAACCUCAAAUCUGA